AUGGAGAGUGAGAGAUGGUCUAGGGUUCCGAAAGGUAGAGAGACAGAGAAGAUGGAGAGUGGGAUGGGUAAGAGCAAUUAUUACUAUAGUCAUGGUGUGAUGGGAUCAGCUGGGUCUUCUUCUGGGAUGUUGAUGCCUCCUCCUCUUGUGAAUUCUUAUGCUGCUGCUGCUGCAGAUCAGACUAGUAGUUCUAGUAACCAUCAGCACUGCUUUGUUUCUCUGCCUUUUACCAACAUUAAUCCAAACCAAAAUGGUAGUCAGGAAUAUGAGAUGAGAAUGAAAACUAAGGUCAUGAGUCAUCCUCUCUUCCCUCGCCUCUUGGCCUCUUAUGUCAAUUGUCAAAAGGUUGGGGCUCCUGCUGAAGUGGUGGCUAGGUUAGAGGAUGCGGCUGCGGCCUCAAUAUCUUCUUCGGCUGCUCUUUCUGCAGCAUGUGAAGAAUCAGAACCAGACCCAGAGCUGGAUCAGUUCAUGGAGGCCUAUUGUGAGAUGCUUACCAAGUACCAUGAAGAGCUUACAAAACCCUUCCAUGAAGCCAUGCUUGGCCUCUCUAAAAUCAACUCCCAGCUCAAAGCUCUGUCCGUUUCACCAUCAUAUUCUGCUAGUACUGGUGAUCUUGUUGGACAAGGUGGCUCUUCAGAAGAGGCUGGUGUGAAUGAAAAUUGCAUAGAUCCAAGAGCCAAAGAUUGGGAUAUUAGAGCUAAGCUUCUGCAAAAGUACGGUGGAUCUCUUGGCAGUCUCAGCCAGGAGUUAAAGAAGAAGAAGAAGAACGGAAAGUUGCCCAAGGAAGCCCGGGUUCAGUUGCAAGAAUGGUGGAGCAGAAAUUACACAUGGCCCUAUCCAUCGGAGCCUCAAAAGCUAGCCCUAGCAGCAUCUACAGGUCUGACUGUGAAGCAGAUAAACAACUGGUUCAUAAACCAAAGGAAACGCCAUUGGAAACCGUCUGCGGAGGGUAUGCAACUUGCUAUGGUGGAUCAUUCCUUCCAAAAAAUGGUGGAUCAUCCCCAAUUCUUCUACAAUUAUAUGGACCAUCUCAUAUGUAAUCCAUCACCUAUGGAUUGCACGUCUACUCCUAUGGUCGACUGA
Fragaria vesca subsp. vesca is the source of this 1083-nucleotide messenger RNA. RefSeq names its product homeobox protein SBH1-like. Gene Ontology annotation, cellular component: nucleus. The record is from RefSeq and is a predicted model, not a curated record. Bases 1 to 1083 code for a protein of 360 amino acids. Gene Ontology annotation, biological process: regulation of DNA-templated transcription. Gene Ontology annotation, molecular function: DNA-binding transcription factor activity, RNA polymerase II-specific; DNA binding. Lineage: Eukaryota; Viridiplantae; Streptophyta; Magnoliopsida; Rosales; Rosaceae. The transcript is spliced from 4 exons.